CACGAAGAAGAGUUAGUUCCGGGUUGUUUGUUUUGGUCGGUUGUCGUGACAGCAGCAGCUAGCUUAGCUUCAGAUAAACAUGUCAGCUGCAGAGGACGACACCGAGCUGAGGGACCUGCUCAUCCAGAACCUGGAGAACAGCGGAGUGCUCAACAAGCUGAAGGCAGAGAUGAGGGCAGCAGUUUUUCUGGCCAUGGAGGAGCAGGACAAACUGGAGAACAAAACUCCACUCGUCAAUGAAAACCUGAAGAAAUGUCUCAACAGUAAAGACGGACGCCUGGUGGCCAGUCUGAUCGUGGACUUCCUGCAGGUGUUUAACCUGGAUUUCAGCCUCGCCGUGUUCCAGCCGGAGAUCAACUCGCUGAACGGCCUGGACAGCCGGGACCUGGUCUGCAGAGAGCUGGGUCUGUCUGAGUCGGAGCUGAACAAGAACUCUCCGGUGCUGCUGGAGCUCGUCAGGAAAGGACGACACAAAGACAAAGCCGCCGUCCCCUCUGAGGGAGACAGGAGCGGAAACAUCCCCAAGGACCUGCCUCAGAAACAGAUCGCGCACGCCCGGAAGAAGUUUGACUUUUACGACAAGGACCGGAGCGGCUCUGUUGCAACAGAAGAUCUGACGAGCGUCUUCAUGGAUUUGUUCCCAAGUUUGAACAAGAACAUGAUGGAAAGGUUCAUCACUGACGAGCUCCGAGCUGCAGACAAAAUCUUCUCUAAAACGAUAGACUUCCAGUUCUUCGUGGGAAUGUACAAGCGUUUCUACAGUCAGUGCAGAAGUGUGGUUGUUCUGGACUCUGAUGUCAGUCAACCUCAAAGUCAGAUUCCUGAAGAGAAAAUACGCUCUCCAACUGUCAGCAAGAUCCCCAGGUAUAAAGGCCAAAAUCACAGAGGACAGAGUCAGACAGCAGCCAAGGACUCGGAGCGUGGGGUCCCUCUGGGUAAAGGAGACUCCCAGCAACCGGCCUCCAACAACAAGACGCCCUCGGCUGGUCUGAGGAGGGAGCGUCUGGACCUGGACCUGGAGGGGGAGGACGACCUAGACGAGGGGGAUUCAUUCUUCGACGACCCGCUGCCCAAACCGCAGAAGACCUACGGCUGCCUCGUCCCCCUGAGGGAGGAGAGUUUCUCUGGGCCGGUCGUCUCCAACAUGAGACGGGGCAAAAGCCUCAGCGAUCUCUCUGUCCUGGCUGCUGACUCAGAGGGCGAGCGAGACGAUCCUCUCUCUGAUCCCCACGCUGAGCUCAGGAAGGCGGAGACGUCAGCGGCCGGUGGGAGUCCAGCAGGGUCCCUGUCUGAGGCCCACAGACCAGGAGGAAGAGGAGGAGGAGGAGGAGGAGGAGGAGGAAGCAGCACGUCGGAGCCGAGCCACAGCAGAAACGGUCAGGAGUUGUGUUUUCUGCUAAACGUAUACUCACUAAACUUUGUUUCCACAGACGAUGACGUGGAGUACGACGACGACUUUAACAGUCAUCGGUCAGACCUCUCCAAGAGCGAGCUGAGUAUCGGCGAAGAGAUCGAGGAAGUUUCCAUUGAGGGUCCUGACAACAGCGACAAGUUCGAUGAAACCACUCAGGACCUGAGCGUCUCUCAGCUCAGUCAGAGUCAAGGCGCCGACUACAUGGAGGAGGUGGCCUGACCUUCCAUCUUACUACACUCUUGGCUUUCCCAUCAUGCACCUCUUUGUAUUUUAAUAUUUAAGUCUGUACAGUUUCACCGAAUCAAUAAAUGGAUUUCUUGUAUUCCGUGCUUAAUCUA
Stegastes partitus (bicolor damselfish) is the source of this 1752-nucleotide messenger RNA. RefSeq names its product centrosomal protein 43 (gene cep43). Gene Ontology annotation, molecular function: protein binding; calcium ion binding. Gene Ontology annotation, cellular component: centrosome. Gene Ontology annotation, biological process: microtubule anchoring. The record is from RefSeq and is a predicted model, not a curated record. The transcript has 19 exons. Bases 80 to 1633 code for a protein of 517 amino acids. Lineage: Eukaryota; Metazoa; Chordata; Actinopteri; Pomacentridae.